Messenger RNA from Spathaspora passalidarum NRRL Y-27907, 3345 nucleotides. It is a transcript of the gene SSC1, whose product is annotated as Hsp70 family ATPase. The transcript has a single exon. Gene Ontology annotation, molecular function: ATP-dependent protein folding chaperone; ATP hydrolysis activity; heat shock protein binding. Gene Ontology annotation, cellular component: mitochondrion; cytoplasm. Lineage: Eukaryota; Fungi; Ascomycota; Pichiomycetes; Serinales; Debaryomycetaceae. Gene Ontology annotation, biological process: protein refolding; cellular response to unfolded protein. Bases 38 to 1969 code for a protein of 643 amino acids. The record is from RefSeq and is a predicted model, not a curated record.
GUUUAACCCUUUAUUACUUUAAUUAGUAUUAAAUAUAAUGUUGACUGCUAGAAACUCCGUGAAGACCGCUAGUUUGCGUGCCGCCACCUUUGUCCGUGCUCAAUCCACCGCUGCUCCAACUGGGCAAGUCAUUGGUAUUGAUUUGGGUACCACCAACUCAGCCGUCGCUGUCAUGGAAGGUAAGAUCCCAAAGAUUUUGGAAAACUCAGAAGGUGGUAGAACUACCCCAUCCAUUGUUGCCUUCACCAAGGAAGGUGAAAGAUUAGUUGGUAUUCCAGCUAAGCGUCAAGCUGUUGUCAACCCAGAAAACACCUUGUUUGCCACCAAGCGUUUAAUUGGUCGUCGUUACGAAGAUGCUGAAGUCCAAAGAGACAUCCACCAAGUCCCAUUCAAGAUUGUCAAGCACAACAAUGGUGAUGCUUGGUUGGAAGCCAGAGGCGAACAAUACUCUCCCCAACAAAUUGGUGGUUUCAUCUUGAACAAGAUGAAGGAAACCGCUGAAGGUGCCUUGGGUAAGAAGAUCAGCUCCGCUGUCGUCACCUGUCCAGCCUAUUUCAACGAUGCUCAAAGACAAGCCACCAAGGAUGCCGGUAAGAUUGUUGGUUUAAACGUCUUGAGAGUUGUUAACGAACCAACUGCCGCUGCUUUAGCUUACGGUUUAGAAAAGAACGACGGUCAAGUUGUUGCCGUUUUCGAUUUGGGUGGUGGUACUUUCGAUAUCUCCAUUUUGGAUAUCGGUGCCGGUGUUUUCGAAGUCAAGUCUACCAAUGGUGAUACUCACUUGGGUGGUGAAGAUUUCGAUAUCGCUUUAGUUAGACACAUUGUUGAAGCCUUCAAGAAGGAAUCCGGUAUUGAUUUACAAAAGGACAGAAUGGCCAUUCAACGUAUCAGAGAAGCUGCUGAAAAGGCCAAGAUUGAAUUGUCCUCUACUGUUUCUACUGAAAUCAACUUGCCAUUUAUUACUGCUGAUGCCUCUGGUCCAAAGCACAUCAACCAAAAGAUUUCUAGAGCUCAAUUUGAAGCCUUGGUUGAACCAUUGAUCAAGAAGACUGUUGACCCAUGUAAGAAGGCUCUUAAGGAUGCCGGUUUAUCCACUUCCGAUAUUUCCGAAGUUAUCCUUGUUGGUGGUAUGUCUAGAAUGCCAAAGGUUAUUGAAACCGUCAAGUCCAUUUUCGGUAGAGAACCAUCCAAGGCUGUUAACCCAGAUGAAGCCGUUGCCAUGGGUGCUGCUAUCCAAGGUGGUAUCUUAGCUGGUGAAGUUAAGGAUGUCGUUCUUUUGGAUGUUACCCCAUUAUCUUUAGGUAUUGAAACCAUGGGUGGUGUUUUCGCCAGAUUGAUUUCUAGAAACACUACUAUCCCAGCCAAGAAGUCCCAAAUCUUCUCUACUGCUUCUGCUGGUCAAACCUCUGUUGAAAUUAGAGUUUUCCAAGGUGAAAGAGAAUUAACCAGAGACAACAAGUUGAUUGGUAACUUUACUUUAUCUGGUAUUCCACCAGCUCCAAAGGGUGUUCCACAAAUUGAAGUCACCUUUGACAUUGAUACUGAUGGUAUCAUCAAGGUCUCUGCCCGUGAUAAGGCUACCAACAAGGAUGCUUCCAUCACCGUUGCUGGUUCUUCUGGUUUGUCUGAUGCCGAAAUCGAAAAGAUGGUCAAUGAUGCUGAAAAGUAUGCUGAAACCGAUAAGGCCAGAAGAGAAGCUAUUGAAUCUGCCAACAGAGCCGAUCAAUUAUGUAACGACACUGAAAACUCCUUGAACGAAUUCAAGGACAAGUUAUCUGAAGAAGCCACCACCAAGGUUAAGCAAUUGAUCACCGAAUUGAGAGAAGUUGUCCUCAAGGCCCAAGCUGGUGAAGAAGUUUCUCCAGAAGAAUUAAAGACCAAGACUGAAGAAUUACAAAAUGAAUCCAUGAAUGUCUUUAAGGAUUUGUAUAAGGAUGCUGGAUCUUCUUCUGAAGAACCAAAGAACUAAGUUUAGUUCUAGAUUUAUUUUAAUUUCUUGUGUUUAUAUUUUGGAGAUGUGAGAAAUACCUUACAUGUUCAUAAAAGAUGCCCUGUAUAUAUUUAAUGAAUGUGUCCUUUUGUGUAAACUAUAAACUAUAUACUUUUUCGUUUGAAUCGGUGAGAUCACUUAAACUGUGAGAGAUCCCGAAUGAUCGUGUAAUUGUUGGUUUUCUUCUGACGAUUGUUCCGUAUGUUUUGGAGAGUGUUCUUGUUGGCAUGCUUGUAGAUGACAUGGAUCGAGAUGUUGUAUCCAAUGGGGACAGUUCCGGUUCGUUGUCGCCGUCGUUGUCGUCGUCGACGUCGUCUUCCUCUUCUUCUGACAGGUAUUCCAACAUGUCCCCAAGCAUUGAUCUUCUAUUCAACACCUUAUUGUUAAAUUCUUCUUCGCUUUGCGAUUCACUUUCAAGUGAGGAAUAGUUGGAAGUGGUGGCCACCGACUGAAUCGUGCUGGCAUCAUCAACGUAAACCAGCAGCUUGGAAGGUUUCAUUUCACUACGCAUAUCGCUAAACUUACUCUCGGUGUCAAAGUAGUCAUUGAGGGUCUUGGACAAGUCCUUAUCCACGAGGAACUUUUGGAACAUGGUGAUUUCCUGGCGGAGCUUGACUCUGUUAGCAAGAACUUGCAACAAGUAACUCUUCCAUAAUUCUGGAAUAGUAUGAGUUUCCACGAAUGAGUUGUCAGUAUGGGGUGGUGGUGCUGGUGGUGCGGUUGCAGAUACUGAUGAGGAUACGGAUAUUGGUGCAGGUGCGGGUGGUUCUGCUUCUGCUUCUGCUUCUGCUUCUAUUUCUUCAAUAGCAGUAGGGGCCUUCCAAGGAUCAAGUGAUUUCAUUUGAGGAUCAGCGUACUUGACAGUUGGUUCGGACCCGCGAAUCAGUUCAGCUUUAGCUGGAAGGUUGCUGAGAUAUGUGUUUUCUUGUUGGUUGAUGUAUUCGGACAAUCUGCUACGUCUCACUUCCGGCAAAUGGUUUUCCGUGAUUGGCAAUGUUGUCCUGUCGAUCUUGGCGACUUUGAACACGGGAGUCUUGCCUAGUUGUGGAUUGGUGGAUGGAUUGCCAAUCAACAGUUUGAAUGAUGUGGAAUUGGUACGUUUGAUCUUCUUGAAUGAUUUGGUUCGCUUAGAACUAACGGUAAAGCUAAAGAAUUUCAACUUGACUAAGAACUUUUUGAGUCGUAAUUUAACACGGUAAGCCCAGCUGCCUUCUUUGAACUUGAUGGCGUUUUGACGGUGUAAACUAGAAGAGGACGAGUUGACAGUAUACAAUCUAACGUUACUUGUUCGUUGGGUCUUGUUUCUCUUGAACCAUUGUCUGCGUCUUUGUCUGAUGGAUGAAGUCAACAAUUUU